UGUUUGAGAGAUCGACAGGAAAAGCAGCUUACAGAAACAAAGACCGGCGUUGGAAUCCGGAGAGGAUAAGGCCUUUCGACACAUAUCGAGGUCAGGACACAAGACGCUAGUCUGCCCUGUGUCAUACAAGGAGUUGUGGACAUACAACGGAGUAAAAUCGUCUGACACUACAGUUGUGACAGCUGAGAACUUUAACGAAGCAUAAGGAGAUAUUCUGUGGAAUGUGAAAUACCUUAAAACUCAUACAUUACGUACAAGGGAGGGUACAUCCUGAAAUCGAUGGGAAUGGUUAAAAACAGCUGAAAAGAAAAUAGAGAGUAUAUUCUGCCAGAAAGAUUCGUUGUUCCAUUGUAGAACUCUGAUGUAAAUGUGAUGAUUUACUAUACAGCUGGAGUAAGCGGUAACGAUCAUGAAGAAUUCAUAUAGUGGAAUUAAGAGGAAAAACUCCAUUUUGCAAAGCCUGAAGCAAUGGACGGAUAUAACUGAAUACCUCCCACCACCCGCCAUCCUGUGCAGUUUCCUUGUAUUGGUCUUUAUCCCGUUUGGUCAAGCUAUCAUGUGUUCCCAGUGUGAUAGUCUGACACAUGAAUACUGUGAGUCUGUCCCGCCCAGUCCGACUCCAUGUGCCUUCUGUGAAAUUAAGGACACGGAAACCGGAAAAUGCCUGAACUACACAGAGUACAACUUCUGUAUCACAAUGAAAAAGUAUGUCAACGAGACACUGAUAAGAACAACGCGGUCCUGUAAUCCAAUCAGCAUUGGAGCUGACUGUAGGCCUGCCAUAGACAAGAACAAGCAGCCCGUGAAGAUCUGCUUUGAUAGCUGCAACACAGACGGCUGUAACUUCAGUGACAGGGUGACGUCACACUGGGCUUUGCUUAUGACAUGUGUCGCCGUAACCGUCGUCAUGAUCCAUGGAAAGCGUUUAUUGUGAAAAUGAGGUAUGCUACCAGCCUGGCAACCCAAAUCUAAACGAAGGAGCGAAGGCGUUAUUGAUAAACUGAGAGCAGGUGGACUUCGGUUACAGGAAAAAAAAUGUCGGUAACACAACACCAUCACCGAUAAGAGUGAUAGAUAUAAAAGCGAUUGGACGACAUGGGCAAAAAACUGUUGUUGAUCACCUCUAGUUGGGAACACAUUAUGGUAGACUACAGUGCAGAUCACAUUGUUGAUAGGUAGACUUAAAGCCAAACAGUCUGCAUGGAAGCCUUUCAACAGUUAUAAAAAACACAACUGUGGAGAAUUAAGAUUUUCUCACUCAGUCUGUUUAAAUUUCAAUGCUACGGAAAUGCAGGGUUAAUACAGGCGUACACCAAGAGUUUGAGGUAAUAUCAGUUGAAAACUCAAUUGAUAUUCCUCUGGCCUAAUCAGUCCAGUACCAAGCUGUGUAAAAGCUCACGGGAUAGCAGUUAAACAGCACUGAUUGCGUAUAACAUUCCUGUUGCACGAGCAAAGGCAAACCAAAUACACUGUAUGCGAAUUAUCACGGCGAAGGACGAAAGGUAGAAAUCUUGGACUUUGUUCAGGCGGUAUGUUCAUGUUAUGUUUUAGUGUGCAAAGACGUGUAGUGUUAAUGGCCUAUCAUAUGUUUGUACUUAAUAUAUAUGAAUAUGGUUUAAGGAAUCUGGCCUCUUCUUCCAAUCACAGUACAAUGGCCAACUAACAGUUACAUAUCUACAAUCCAGCUGCAUUAUGAUGAGAAAUUCAGGGAUGAAAGGAAUGUAAAACCUAAUGGGUAACCUGCAUUGCCAAGUCUUCCUCCAGUGAAAAAUGCUCUCUUAUGAUAGCAUACCACUAUCAAGAUAGUUUGGCUUAAGAGAAUCCCUUACUGAAAAAACCCCUUUACUAUGUUUUUAUUUUCAGUAAGCAAUGAAGUUCGCAGCUAAUCGUUUAUUCUGGUCAUUAGGUGAUCGCAAUAGACGUCAAACCGCAAAACAGAUAAUGAUUAAUUACUUCAUGUUAAGUGUGCUAUGUAUUGUUUGUGUUAUAUAUUGAUGUGAACUAGGUUCCUGUAUAACCUGGUCUUGUUUCGAUCAAAUAUCUGCUUUUCAGGGGCAACUGACUAAAAUGGCAAUUUUGAAUGAUGUGAAGACAACAGAUGCCAUACCGUUCUACACUGGGAUUUAAAAUUUGAUAAAUAAAUUUAGGUUAUAUAUUUUCCGAGUGA
Liolophura sinensis is the source of this 2167-nucleotide messenger RNA. Its product is annotated as U-scoloptoxin(05)-Sa1a-like. The transcript has 3 exons. NCBI's taxonomy places the organism in Eukaryota, Metazoa, Mollusca, Polyplacophora, Chitonida, Chitonidae. The coding region runs from base 410 to 934 and encodes 174 amino acids. The record is from RefSeq and is a predicted model, not a curated record.